Molecule: messenger RNA, 1173 nt
Organism: Cicer arietinum (chickpea)
Lineage: Eukaryota; Viridiplantae; Streptophyta; Magnoliopsida; Fabales; Fabaceae
Product: pentatricopeptide repeat-containing protein At5g08305-like
Biological process (GO): RNA modification
Molecular function (GO): RNA binding; protein binding
Source: RefSeq, a predicted model, not a curated record
UUCUCCCAGCUUUACAGUCCAACAAUUUUUAGCUGGAAUAUAAUCAUAAGAGGCUAUUCAAAUAGCAAGAGUCCAAUUCAUUCCCUAUCCAUUUUUCUAAAAAUGCAGCAACUUGGGGUUGCACCAAACUACCUAACAUACCCCUUUCUUGUGAAGGCCUCAGCACGCCUUUCAAACCAGGAAAGUGGUGUUUCUCUGCAUGCCCAAAUUAUAAAAACUGGGCACGAGUCUGAUAUAUUUAUCCAAAACUCUUUGAUUCACAUGUAUGCCUCUUGUGGGAAUAUUAUUGGGGCCCACAAGGUAUUUGAUAGUAUGCAGGGAAAAAAUUUGGUAUCAUGGAAUUCCAUGUUAGAUGGCUAUGCUAAGUGUGGAGAUAUGGUUUUGGCUCAUAAAGUUUUUGAGUCUAUGCAAGAUAGGGAUGUUCGGUCAUGGAGUUCUUUGAUUGAUGGUUAUGUGAAGGCUGGGGAGUACAGGGAAGCUAUGGCCAUCUUUGAAAAGAUGCAGGUUGUUGGUCCCAAGUCCAAUGAAGUUACUAUGGUGAGUGUCUUGUCUGCUUGUGCACACCUAGGUGCUCUAGAAAAGGGAAGAAUGAUGCACAAGUACAUUGUUAACAAUGGUUUACCAAUGACAAUGGUCUUACAGACUUCUCUUGUGGACAUGUAUGCCAAAUGUGGGGCAAUAGAGGAUGCUUUGUUUGUAUUUCGUGGCGUCUCAAAGAGUCAAACUGAUGUGUUCAUUUGGAAUGCAAUCAUUGGUGGUCUUGCCACACAUGGGUUAGUGGAAGAAUCUCUUAAAUUGUUUAAGGAAAUGCAAAUGGUUGGUAUCCGAUCUGAUGAGAUAACAUACCUCUGCUUGUUGGCUGCGUGUGCCCAUGGAGGACUAGUUAAAGAAGCAUGGUACUUCUUUGAGAGCCUUGUUAAAUGUGGCAUGACACCUACAAGUGAGCACUAUGCUUGCAUGGUAGAUGUGCUGGCGCGUGCAGGUCAAUUAACUGCUGCAUAUCAAUUUAUUUGUCAAAUGCCGAUAGAACCAACCGCUCCCAUGUUAGGUGCUCUUCUUAGUGGGUGUAUUAAUCAUAGAAAUUUAGAUCUUGCAGAAAUAGUUGGCAAGAAGCUUAUUGAACUUGAUCCAAACAAUGAUGGGAGAUAUAUUGGCUUGUCAAAUGUUUACGCA